AUGGGGGUACUAGACAUGGACCGGACCAGAAGACAGUUUUUCCUAGACAAGCUUAAGAGUACAGGCAUUGUGAUAACAGUGAAAUCAAUUACAAAGUUAAAUACACUUCAACCAAGACCAAACACCCAAAUUCAAAAGUCUACAACUACAACCACCACACCUCCGACAACCACCACCACUAGUCCUCCGACAACAAAAACACCUCCGACUACCACCACCAGUCAUCCAACAACCAACACCACCAGUCCUCCGACAACAACCACUAGUCCUCCAACAACCACCACACCUCCAACAACCACCACACCUUCAACAACCACCAAAACCAGUCCUCCAACAACUACCACCGCUGGUCCUCAGACAACAACCACUAGUCCUCCAACAACCACCCCACCUCCAACAACCACCACACCCUCUCUUCCAACAACUACCACAACCAAUCCUCCGCCAACAACCACCACCAGUCCUCCGACAACCACUACAAGUCUUUCAACCACAACAACCAGCCCUCCAAUAACCACAACCACCAGUCCUCCAACAACCGCCAACAGUCCUCCAACAACCACCACCAUACCUCCAUCAACCACCACAUCUCCCACAACCACCAUCACCAUUCAUCCGUCAACCACCACCAGUUCUCCGACAACCACCACCAGUCCUCCAACAACCAGCACCAGUCCUCCGACAACCACCACCACUGGUCCGCCGACAACAACCACCAGUCCUCCAACGACGACCACCAUACCUCCAACAACCACCACACCUAAAAUAACCACCACCACCAGUCCUCCAACAACCACCACCACCGGUCCUCCGACAACCACCACCACCAGUCCCCCAACAACCACUACCAGUCCUCCAACAACCACCACCACUGGUCCUCCGACAACAACCACUAGUCCUCCAACAACCACCCCACCUCCAACAACCACCACACCUUCAACAACCACCACAACCAAUCCUCCGCCAACCACUAGCACUAGUCCUCCGACAACCACCACCAACCCUGCGACCUCCAACACCAUACCUUCGACAACCACCACCACGAGUCCCCCGACAACAACCACCACACCUCCAACAACCACCACCAGUCCUCCAACAACCACCACGACUAGUCCUCCGAUAACCAGUUCUCUGACAACCACCACUACCAGUCCUCCAACCACCACCACCCCCAAGCCUCCGACAACCACUACAAGUCUUUUAACCACCACAACCAGUUCUCCAACAACCACCACACUUCCAACAUUCACCACAAUCAGUCCUCCAACAAUGACCACCACCAGUCCUCCACCAACCACCAGCACAAGUCCUCCGACAACCACCACACCUCCAACAACCACCACCACCAUUCCUCCGACAAGCACCAGUUCUCUGCCAACCACCAGUACCAGUCCUCUGACAACCACCACCAUACCUCCAACAACCACCACUACUAGUCCUCCGACAACCAGUUCUCUGACCACCACCACCACCACCAAGCCUCCGACAACCACUACAAGUCCUUCAACCACUACAAACAGUCCUCCAACAACCACCACCAUACCUCCAACAAACACCACAACUAGUCCUCCAACAACUACCACCACCAGUCCUCCUCCAACCACCAUCACCAGUCUUCCGCCAACCACCAGCACCAGUCCUCCGACAACCACCACCACUAGUCCUCCGACAACAACAACCACCAGUCCCCCGACAACCACCACACCUCCAACAACCACCACCAGUCCUCCUACAACCAUCACUACUAGUCCUCCGACAACCAGUUCUCUGACAACCACCACUACCAGUCCUCCAACCACCACUACCACCAAGCCUCCGACAACCACUACAAGUCUUUUAACCACCACAACCAGUUCUCCAACAACCACCACACCUCCAACAUCCACCACAACCAGUCCUCCAACAACUACCACCACCAGUCCUCCACCAACCACCACAACGACCACCAGUCCUCCUCCAACCACCACACCUCCAAGAACCACCACCACCGUUCCUCCGACAACCACCACACCUCCGACAACCACCACCAGUCCUCCAACAAACACCACAACCAGUCCUCCGACAACUACCACCACCAGUCCUCCUCCAACCACCAGCACCAGUCUUCCACCAACCACCAGCACCAGUCCUCCGACAACCACCAUCAAACCUCUGACGUCCACCACCAAGCCUCCGACAACCACCACCACUAGUCCUCCGACAACAACGACCACCAGUCCUCCAACAACCACCACACCUCCAACAACCAUCACCACCACCAUUCCUCCGACAACCACCACACCUCUGACAACCACGACAACAACCACCAGUCCUCCAACAACCACCACCAUACCUACAACAACCACCACACCUCCAAUAACCACCACCACCAGUCCUCCAACAACCACCACCACCGGUCCUCCGACAACCACCACCACCAGUCCUUCAACAACCACUACCAGUCCUCCAACAACCACCACCACUGGUCCUCCGACAACAACCACCAGUCCUCCAACAACUAUCACCAAACCUCUGAUGUCCACCACAAUACCUCCGACAACCACCACCAUUGGUUCUCCGACAACAACCACCAGUCCUCCGACAACCACCACACCUCCAACAACCACCACCACUGUUCCUCCGACAACCACCACCAGUCUUCCAACAACCACCACUACUAGUCCUCCGACAACCAGUUCUCUGACAACCACCACUACCAGUCCUCCAACCACCACCACCAAGCAUCCGACAACCACUACAAGUCCUUCAACCACCACAACCAGUUUUCCAACAACCACCACACCUCCAGCAUCCACCACAACCAGUCCUCCAACAACUACCACCACCAGUCCUCCGCCAACCACCACCACCAGUCCUCCAACCACCAUACCUCCAUCAACCACCACACCUUUAACAACCACCACCACUAGUACUCCGACAACCACCACCACACCUUCGACAACAACCACUACCACUACACCUCCAACAACCACCACCACUACACCUUCAACAACCACCACCACUACACUUCCAACAACCACCACCACUACAUCUCCAACAACCACCACCACUACACCUUCAACAACCACCACCACUACACUUCCAACAACCACCACCAUUACACCUCCAACAACCACCACUACACCCCCUACAACCACCACCACUACACCUCCAACAACCACCACCACUACAACUCCAACAACCACCACCACUACACCUCCAACAACCACCACCACUACACCUCCAACAACCACCACUCCAACACCUCCAACAACCACUACCACUACACCUCCUACAACCACCACCACUACACCUUCAACAACCACCACCACUACACUUCCAACAACCACCACCACUACAUCUCCAACAACCACCACCACUACAUCUCCAACA
Molecule: messenger RNA, 3372 nt
Organism: Boleophthalmus pectinirostris (great blue-spotted mudskipper)
Lineage: Eukaryota; Metazoa; Chordata; Actinopteri; Gobiiformes; Gobiidae
Product: mucin-2-like
Exons: 6
Source: RefSeq, a predicted model, not a curated record